UGGGUCAUGCUCCGCACCUGACAGCCCUUCCGCGAGACUUUUCAGUUUAGACUUGAACAGGAGGAAAACUUAGCAUCGCCGCAAGAAGUUGUCCACCUCUGCGGACUCUUCGCACUCGGACUGUUGUUCACCAAAUUGUAGAUCCUAUUAUUUUUUUUUACCCCUACAAAGCUGCAUCAUCAAGGCGAAACGGCGACCUCAGUCGAUUACCUUUCUUUCCUUUGCUAUCCAAUGGAUAUUCACUGCAAAGCAGACCCCUUCUCGGCGAUGCACCCAGGGCACGGCGGUGUGAACCAGCUCGGCGGGGUGUUUGUGAACGGCAGACCCCUCCCGGACGUGGUGAGGCAGCGGAUAGUGGAGCUGGCCCACCAGGGCGUCCGGCCCUGCGACAUCUCCAGACAGCUCCGGGUCAGUCACGGCUGUGUCAGCAAAAUCCUCGGCAGGUACUAUGAGACCGGCAGUAUUAAACCCGGAGUCAUUGGUGGCUCUAAACCAAAGGUUGCAACUCCGAAAGUGGUGGAUAAGAUUGCUGACUAUAAGCGCCAGAACCCGACCAUGUUCGCUUGGGAGAUAAGGGACCGACUACUGGCCGAGGGCGUCUGCGACAACGACACCGUCCCCAGCGUUUCAUCCAUCAACAGGAUUAUCCGCACCAAAGUCCAGCAGCAAUUCCACCCGUCCCCUGACGGAUCUGUUACGCCUCUGUCCACGCCCGGCCACACCAUAGUGCCCAGCACAGCCUCGCCCCCUGUGACCAGCGCCUCCAAUGAUCCCGUAGGAUCCUACUCCAUCAACGGCAUUCUGGGUAUCCCCCGCUCCAACGGCGAGAAGAGGAAACGAGACGAAGAUGGCUCUGAUGGCUCAGGUCCGGGCAGCGACUCUCAGGGCAGCGUGGAGAGUUUAAGGAAGCACCUGCGAGCAGACGCCUUCACCCAGCAGCAGCUGGAGGCCCUGGACCGUGUGUUCGAACGUCCCUCUUACCCUGAUGUCUUCCCCACUUCAGAACACAUCAAACCUGAACAGGCGAAUGAGUACUCACUCCCGUCCCUGAACCCUGGCCUGGAUGACGUGAAGCCGAGCCUUUCCACCAGCGCCAGCUCCGACCUCGCCUCCAGUGUCUCCCAGAGCUACUCUGUUGUGACAGGUCGAGACAUGGCCAGCACCACCUUACCCGGCUACCCGCCUCAUGUCCCGCCCACAGGACAAGGCAGCUACCCCACCUCCACACUCGCUGGAAUGGUCCCUGGAGGGGACUUUUCUGGAAACCCUUACUCUCAUCCACAAUACACUACUUACAACGAAGCAUGGCGGUUCAGCAAUCCAGCAUUACUAAUGCCGCGUCCCGUGGCUCGGCACCUCCCACUGCUGCCACUGCCUACGACCGCCACUAGUUACCAUGGAAACCAGCUCAAACUGCAGGGCCAGGGCUUCGGCCUCCAUAUUGUCCCCGUCUGAGAAACACUGAGGUCAAAGGGAAGAGAGGUGGAUCCUAAAGGAAACCCUGUGAUGUUACGCGAUGUGGAGGAGGGAUCGGCGAGGUGGACGCCGCUACAUCUAUCCCAGCUUCAGCGUCACACACUUUGGGUCAAAAGGGCCCGCAGGGCAUUCAGAACUCACCCAUCAUGCCCUCACUCUCUCA
Molecule: messenger RNA, 1639 nt
Organism: Anoplopoma fimbria (sablefish)
Lineage: Eukaryota; Metazoa; Chordata; Actinopteri; Perciformes; Anoplopomatidae
Gene: pax2a
Product: paired box 2a
Exons: 10
Coding region: 232-1455 (407 amino acids)
Biological process (GO): regulation of transcription by RNA polymerase II; anatomical structure development
Molecular function (GO): DNA-binding transcription factor activity, RNA polymerase II-specific; RNA polymerase II cis-regulatory region sequence-specific DNA binding
Source: RefSeq, a predicted model, not a curated record